AUGAAAAACUGGAGCACAUAUGAAGCGAUUGCUGCUGGGUCGAUAACAGUAUCUGUCGUAUCUGUACUGAUUCUUGCCGUCAUUACUCCUUCAUUACUGAUAAAGUCUUUCAAUGAAGCUCAUAAUAUCGACUUUAGGGCAAAGAAGUACAAGGAGGAUACGACUCGAAUCUGGAGAGAGCUUCGACUUCUCAUAGACACUGAAAAGAGUAGUGGAGAACCAAUAUUCUUUUCAAGAUCAAGAAGAGCUCCAUGGUCAGCAGGGCGUAUAGAAGGGUGUAUAGGGUGCAACGCAUUAACGUGCCCGCAGGGAUUACCUGGUGCUCCUGGAGAUUCCGGUGAGGACGGCCUUCCCGGGUUGCCAGGCAAUCCUGGACCAGCCGGAAAUGAUGGCUUCGAUGUGGAAUUAACACCUGAGGACGAUCUGCCAUGCACAAUUUGUCCCAGUGGUCCACCCGGACCAAGAGGACCACAAGGUGAGAGAGGAAUGCCUGGAUUCCCAGGACUUCGUGGAGAUGCAGGUGCUCCAGGAAAUCCUGGAGUGGAUGGACCAACGGGUCUGGAAGGAUACCCUGGCCCACCUGGCGAGGAUGGUCCUAUGGGUAGCACUGGCCAACCAGGAGAUACGGUCAUAGCAGGUGUUGGAAUCAAGGGUCCUCAUGGACCUCCUGGACCAGUAGGUAUGAAAGGAAAACCUGGGCCCGCAGGGAAAGCAGCAAAAGAGAUGGGAGCGGCGGGUCUUCCUGGAGAGCCGGGCGAAUCUGGACCUGCAGGAAACAUGGGAAAACCUGGAGAUGAAGGACCAUAUGGACCACCAGGAGAUCCAGGUAUGCCUGCUUCAUACUGCCCUUCGGACUGCGGUGUAUCUCACAUUGUUGCACCUGUACAUGAAAUGAGAAAAGAAGACAACUAUGUUCAAGACUACAGGCGAAAAUUCAGUUAA
Molecule: messenger RNA, 942 nt
Organism: Cooperia oncophora
Lineage: Eukaryota; Metazoa; Nematoda; Chromadorea; Rhabditida; Trichostrongylidae
Source: the annotation of a GenBank genome assembly